This is a messenger RNA of Suillus fuscotomentosus, 572 nucleotides long. RefSeq lists its product as uncharacterized. The transcript has a single exon. The coding region runs from base 1 to 432 and encodes 143 amino acids. The record is from RefSeq and is a predicted model, not a curated record. NCBI's taxonomy places the organism in Eukaryota, Fungi, Basidiomycota, Agaricomycetes, Boletales, Suillaceae.
AUGGGGGACAAAAAGGGCCGUCUACGUCACAUAAGGAAAAUCAUCCCCGACCCACUACCUCCACCAGCUACUGUGACUAUAACUCCUGCAGGCUCGGAUUCUGUUCCUGAUGAUCUAUCAUCAGAGUCUGAGCAGCUGGAAACUCAAGACGGAGACAACAGUGAUGACGACCACUCACUUGGGCACAUUGCAUCCGUUCUCGCACAGCGCUCAUUAGAAGACGAGGACACCAUAGAUGUGGGGUUUGGAUUCAAUGAUAUCCCCCUUCAACAACUUUUCAACUUCGAAGACGAGAGCUGGGUAAAAAUGACAGAAGCAUUCGGGAUGAGAUCAAUUGAUGAUAAAUUCGAGUUCUACGAGUUAGUUGACAUGGAUGCGGAAGGUGAAGACGACGAGCAAACAUUCGACAACAUGAUGAGUAGUACAAUCUAGUGUUUAUCUACAGCCAAUGAUACCGCAUUCUUCCAGCUUAGUAAGGCCUGGGAAAGCCAACCGCCGCUGUACCGCCAAUGGCUAAGCCUAACCAAUUUUCGUGGCUAGUCAGUGGCUGGCCACUGGCGGUAGAAACACUG